Messenger RNA from Emys orbicularis (European pond turtle), 1515 nucleotides. RefSeq names its product interleukin 11 receptor subunit alpha (gene IL11RA). Bases 1 to 1515 code for a protein of 504 amino acids. NCBI's taxonomy places the organism in Eukaryota, Metazoa, Chordata, Testudines, Emydidae. Gene Ontology annotation, biological process: cytokine-mediated signaling pathway. Gene Ontology annotation, cellular component: membrane; signaling receptor complex; external side of plasma membrane. The transcript has 14 exons. The record is from RefSeq and is a predicted model, not a curated record. Gene Ontology annotation, molecular function: cytokine binding; cytokine receptor activity.
AUGGAGACGCGGACAGUGAAAGCGAGCGCUCGCUGUGCAAUAUCACCGGAGCCCACAGUAACCGAUUCAGGGCUGGCUACGGGAGGGGGAAGCCUCAUCGAAUGGGGUCCUGGCGGGAUGCUGCCUGGCUCGGGCCUGGGCCUGACGCUUGUCAACAUCCCCCCGCCCCCAUCGGGUCAAAGGGGGUUUGUUCCGACUCUCGCAGAAGGCAGUGGGGACAUUGACGUCCAGGGGCCGUUCGGUCGCGUGCAUGUGCUUGGACAAGGCUGGAUGUUCACUCCCACCCCCGGCCUCAGAAGGGUGAUGGUGCUUCUGGCUGCAGCCCUGGUGUCGGCCUCGGUGGCUGCAGGGGAAGGCUGGCGAGAGGAAGGUGUGCAGUACGGCCAGGUGGGGGCGGACGUCGUCCUGUCGUGUGCCAGCGCCCCCGGACGCUCGGGGGUGGAGUGGCGGCGGGACAGGGCGGCCGCGCUCCCAGAGGGCUGCAUCCUGCGGGAUGGCGACCUGCUGCUGCUACGGGCCGAGCUCGCUGCGGGAGGAGCCUACAGCUGCCAUGACGGGACCGGGCAGCUCCUCCACUCCGUCUCCCUCCGGCUGGGCUACCUGCCCGGGAUCCCGUCCGUCACCUGCCGAGCUUCUGACUACGAGAAUUUCUCCUGUUCCUGGACACCCAGUGUGGAGACGUUCCUCCCCACCAGAUACAUCACCACCUACCGGAAGAAAUUGCUGAUGGGCGACGAGAAAUGGAGCAGGACCCAGAGCAGCCAGGUGGGGCCGUGCGUGCAGGACCCCAGGCGCCCGCGCACCUGCACCGUGCCCAAGUGUGAGUUCUGGAGCUCCUACCGGCUCAACGUCACCGAGGUGAAUCCGCUGGGCUCCAGCUUCCGGCUGCUCGACGUCACCAUGCAGGCCAUCAUUAAGCCGGACCCUCCGGAAGGCCUGGUGGUGGAGCCAGUCCCGUCGGCCCCGCGGCGGCUGCGGGUCCGCUGGCAGUACCCGGCCUCCUGGCCCAAGGAGCCCCACUUCCAGCUGAAGUUCCGGCUCCAGUACCGGCCCGUUGCGCACGGCUCCUGGUCCAUGGUGGAGACCGUGAACCUCUCUGAAGUCAUCACCGACGCCUUCUCCGGCCUGGAGCACGUGGUGCAGGUCGGCGCCAAGGACUUCCUGGACGCCGGCAACUGGAGCGAGUGGAGUGCCGAGGCGCGGGCCACACCCGGGCCAGGCCUGACCGUGACGCCAGGCGAUGAAGCCACCACCGACGCCAGCCUGGAGAGCCCGGCCGAGGAGCCCUCGCUGGCCCCCAACCCGGAGCCUGUGGAUCGCAGCGACCCCAUGGAGAAGGUGGCCAUCCUGAUCUCGCUCGGGAUCUUCGCGGUCGUCAUCCUGGCCGUGGUUCUGGGCAUCGCCAGCGCGGUCUGGCUCCGUCUGAGAAAACCCAGCAAAGACGAGACCAAGAAGCACGACUUCCUGGCAGCUGCCGUGCACAUGAGGGCCCUGCCCAAGGCCCAGAUCUUGUAG